UUUAUCUCGAUAAGAGAAAUAAAUUUCUAGACAAUUGGUAAGUGUAAACUCCAUUACAUAUUUCACAAUGCCUGGCACCAUACUUGAUUCGAAAAGUCCUUCGAAAAGUCCUUCGAAAAGGAAGAGAGCUGUAUCGGAAAAAGGACCUUCGAAGCGUGCACGAUCUGAAAGUAGUGAAGAAGAUCCCCAGGCGCAAAUUCUCCUCUUAGAAAAUGAAAUCUUCGAGUCGAAGAAGCAUUAUAACAAUAUUGCAAGGCUAAUUGGUAUUGCACGAGAUGAUUCUGAAGGUGCCGAUGCAUCAAUACUUGCCACCAUAUCGCUAUGUCGGGUUUUUACCAAAUUAAUAGUACUUGGAGCCUUACAGAAAACCAAAGAGACCUCGGGGAAAGAUGCGACUGUGAUUCAGUGGCUUAAGGAAAGAUAUUCGGAAUAUAAGAUUAUUCUUCUCGAUAUGCUAAGCCAAGAAGACGCUGCAUCUACGGCAUUGACUCUGUGCAUGCGAAUGUUGAAGAUUGAAGGGCAGCAUCUGCGAAACGGUCAGGAUUACUGUUUUCCCACAGGACUUCUUACGGAUAUGGUUCAGGUUCUCGUUCGUCCUGAAAGUGAUAGUGGUAUAAGAAGAGAGUUUAGUGAAAAAUUCGUUGAGGAAUAUGAUGAUGUUAGAUUUUACACCUUUGAAGCUAUAGAGUAGGAGUACCCCUUCCUACUUAUUUCCAUCUACUGAUAGUUUUAGAAAACUAGCCACAGUCUCCGACGAUCGACAUUUGGGCAAUGAUCUCUUUGAUACUGCUUACGAGGUUCUAACGUCAAUAUCAUCCGUUCCUGAAUCCAAGGACGAACUCGAGGACUUUUAUAUACCUGCACCGAAGAAAAAGGCACACGCGCUUUACUCCUUGACGGAACAUAAGAAGCGAGCACAAGGAGCAUGGUUAGCCGUGAUGAACUUGGAGAUGGUAAAAGAAAGAAGGAAAAUGAUACUUUCAAAAAUUACUGAGUCUAUUGCACCGUGGUUUACCAAGCCCGAACUGCUAAUGGACUUUCUGACCGACUCAUACAACUCUGGCGGAUCAACUUCAUUGCUAUCACUCUCUGGUGUCUUUUAUCUCAUUCAGGAGAAGAACUUAGAUUAUCCAUCCUUCUACCGCAAGCUAUAUUCGCUAUUAGACACUGGUAUUCUACAUUCGAAGCAUCGCUCAAGGUUUUUCCGGUUAUUAGAUACCUUCUUAUCCUCAACACAUUUGCCAGUAGUACUUGUCGCGAGCUUUAUCAAGAGAUUAUCCCGACUUACGUUACACUCCCCUCCCUCUGGCGUCGUUGCGGUCGUGCCGUGGAUCUACAAUUUAUUGAAAAAGCACCCAACCUGCUUAUUCAUGAUUCACAGAGAGACUAGAGGGGCAGAAGCGAAGAAGAUUUUGGAAGAAGAAGGGCUUUCCGAUCCAUUCCUUAUGGAUGAAGAAGAUCCGAUGUUGACCAAUGCUAUAGAAAGCAGCUUGUGGGAGAUUGUUACACUGCAAUCACAUUAUCAUCCGAACGUUGCAACACUCGCCAAAAUUAUUUCAGAACAAUUUACGAAACAUUCCUACAACUUGGAGGAUUUCUUGGAUCAUUCUUAUGGAAGUGUAAGUCAAAAUAUAACGUACACGCCGCCAAUAAGUUUUUACUGACAAUGUCAUACAGAUGCUUGAAUCCGAGUUAGCAAAGGAAGUGAAGAAGGUGCCGGUUGUCGAAUAUGAGAUACCCAAGAAGAUUUUUAUGAAGCAUGAUGUUGAUGCUGGCCUGGAAGAGUCUCUACUUGUGAAGCUGUGGAACUUUAAUUAGAUCCUGUGAGCUUUAGUGGUUAUAAUUUCACACUGGCGUGUCCUUGCUUUGAGGUAUUGUUGAAAAUGGAUCCUUCGAUGCAAUCACCGAGAUCAAAUUGAAGGUGGAGCAAAGCUAAUGAAGGGGUUCAUACAAAAUCUAUACAAUUUAAAGAUUGUGGCUUCAUUCUUGAUCAACAAAGACAGAGAAAGCGAUUUUC
Molecule: messenger RNA, 2017 nt
Organism: Sclerotinia trifoliorum
Lineage: Eukaryota; Fungi; Ascomycota; Leotiomycetes; Helotiales; Sclerotiniaceae
Source: the annotation of a GenBank genome assembly